Molecule: messenger RNA, 2668 nt
Organism: Adelges cooleyi (spruce gall adelgid)
Lineage: Eukaryota; Metazoa; Arthropoda; Insecta; Hemiptera; Adelgidae
Product: ankyrin repeat domain-containing protein 11
Exons: 7
Coding region: 301-2316 (671 amino acids)
Cellular component (GO): nucleoplasm
Source: RefSeq, a predicted model, not a curated record
GUCGUCCGAAACGGUCCGGGUGGCGCUUUCGUUUCGUUUCGCCUUCUCUCCGCCGCCGCCGCCACCGCCGCCGUUGUCGUCGAGCUGCCGCUGACAAUCGAGUUCGUUAUUUAUUUUAUCGUAUAGCGUGUGUAUAUACGUAUAUACACACCGGCGGCCGUUUCCCCGCCCGCCCGCCCGCCGCAGCCGCAGCCGCCGCCUCGAUUGCCUUCGCCGUGCCGGUGGUUGUGCGACGUUGCGUGAUCGUCUGCGGCCGAUAUGGUGUAGCCGUGCCGUGAACCGAACAGCAAACUUGGCAACAUGAGCGCAUAUAAAAAACGUUACAAGACCACCACGACGGCUGUUGGCAACAAUGACAAACAGCUUCAGCAUUCGUCGCCCAGAGUGACGUUGCGGCUGACCAACACGGGCAACAACCAGUUCAAGAGUUCUUCGGCCAGACAAGAUGAGAAGAACAAGAAAUUAGCGGCGGCCGAAGACAACAACAUGACCGGCGACACGAAAACCGUCGAGACUGAAGACAAACCGGAAACGCCUGUCCAAUCCGCGGCCACCGCCUCUUCGGGCACGGCGGCCGGUGCUUCGGCCGACAGCGCGGGUCAAGCAAGUGCCGCCAAGGACCACCCUGUAGAUUCGAAAGAAGCCGCGGGCGGAGCUGCCGCCGGGACCGGCGAAACGACUGAGGGCGAAAAGAAUGCCGAAAAAGACACGGCCGGGGACAACUUGAAACGACCGAAGGAGGCCGAUGCCGACGAAGAAGUCAAGCCCAAAAAGCGCAAGGAGGACCACGGUCAAAACGCCAAAGGCAAAAACGAUGCCUCUAGUCCGAAACCCGACAGCGACGAGGACGUCAAGUCCGGAGGCUCGGGGCCGUCGAGCGUCGACAGUCCGGGAGGAGGCCCCAAAGUGCCUCCGUUGAAAAUUGUGAUACCGACCACGGACGCCGACACGGGUGCCAGGACCAACGGCAAGAACGGCAACCGGUCGCAUCACCAUACGGCGCUGCCGUACGUGGUCCCUUCGGAGGAGUCGCCGCCGUCGUCGAACCAGCCCAACUCGCCGAAAUCGCCGCCCAAGCCGGCCGGGUCGUCGGACACGGUCAUCAACGCGGACGAACAGAAGUCGCCGCAAACGCGCGUGCUGCGGUCGUCCAACCGGUCCGGCAGCAACAGCAGCGGCGCGCCCAGCCGCGGCACUUCGCCCACCGUACCCGAAGAACAACUCGCACAGACUACUUCGCCGGCCGCCGCCGCCGCCGCAGCCACCGCGGACGCGGGCUCGGCCAACCCGUCGCCGGCCGCCGCCGCCGCCGCCCGCACUGCCGAACAGCAACAGCAGCAGCAGCAGACGGCCGCCGAUAACGGUUCGUCGGCGUCCACGGCCGCUGCCGCCGCCGCCGCCGCCGAGGACAAACAACAGUCGACGGGCUCGUCGGCGGCCGCCGCUGCCGCCAACGGUGGUGCGGCGUCCGAGACGAUGACCACCGCCGAGGCGAUGGAACUGCACCCGAGGCGUCGGAAACUGAAAGCUAGUCGGACCGAGUCGGAAAACAGCGAUAACUCUUCCGCAGCCAACGUGGCCGCAGCCGAUACCAAUCCGUCCGGUUCCGCUGUCGAACCAACUCCGGUUACCAAUUGCUACCAGAUGUUUUUAAAUAUUAGAAAACAGAUCGACAAGAGGCGUAAAAACCUGUUCCCGGUGCAGCCGAAGCCGCCGUCCGGGUUCAAAGACUACCUGAUGAAUAGGUGUACCUAUGUGUUGGCCAACAACUCCAACAGCCGUGUGGUGAACACUCAGACGCCGUCGCCGGCCAAUUUGCACGAUCAGCUUAAAAAACUAUUCGUCGAACAAGAAAAGGAGAGACAAAGACUUCGUAUACAGCAUAUUGUCGAAAAAGAAAAACUGGUGUUGAGCGUCGAACAAGAGAUACUCAGGGUGCACGGCCGGGCCGCCCGUGCCCUGGCCAACCAACUGUUGCCGUUCUCGGUGUGCACCAUACUCAAAGACGACGAGGUGUACAACAUCAUGACGCCGGAACAAGAAGAAGAAAAAGACAGGCACGCUCGGUCUCGGUACAACGGCCGUCUGUUUUUGUCGUGGCUCCAAGACGUGGACGACAAGUGGGAGAAAAUCAAGGAAUCCAUGUUGCUGCGGCACCACAACGAGGCGGAAAGCCUGCACGCCGUCCAGAAAAUGGACUGGGGCUGGAAGCUGAAGGAACUGCAGUUGUGCAGCAGCAGCGCCGACCCCAACAUCGAAGAGGAACACGUUCCCAUGGUUCUAGUCAGUGACGAUUUCGAUCUCUUACCCGCCUAAGCCGCCCGGCUUUCCCCGUUUAUAUCUACGCCGCUAAACAAUUUUUAUACAUUUUAAUUAUAUUACAAUAUAAUAUAACAAUUUGUCAUUAUUUUACAUACACACAUUUUACUGUCAAUCGUCAUCCGAGUGUUUGCCGCUCGUAUUUGUGCCAUUUUAUAUAUCAUCCGUAAUAAUCGCGUACGAUUAUUACAAUUUUUAUUUUACUUCUUACAAAAAAAAUGUACGGAGGGUUUCCGAAAGAGGUUUUUAAAGCACUACACUGUAUUGUACUUUUUUUUUUAAUUAUUACUAUUAUUUUGUCGACGCUGAUGAAAAAAUAAAACGUUUUCUACAUCGUCGGUGUCUCGAA